Molecule: messenger RNA, 1833 nt
Organism: Cicer arietinum (chickpea)
Lineage: Eukaryota; Viridiplantae; Streptophyta; Magnoliopsida; Fabales; Fabaceae
Product: RNA-binding KH domain-containing protein PEPPER-like
Molecular function (GO): RNA binding
Source: RefSeq, a predicted model, not a curated record
UAAACAUCGUAUUGCUGGCGUGGUGCUGUAGUCACAGUGUUAAGUUUUAAGGUUAUUUCGAUUUCAAAGCUUCGUAACAAUAACCGAACCUCUGUUAACCCUUUAGGUCGGAAACUAUGGCCACGGCGGAGCCAAUUCAGAACGGAACUUUAUUAUCACAACCACUCUCCGAUACAAUUUCCGACGCCGCCGUCAACACCACGACGGAGGAACCAGAUUCCACAGAGAAGAGAUGGCCUGGUUGGCCUGGUCACUGCGUUUUCCGACUAAUCGUGCCGGUUGUCAAAGUUGGUAUCAUCAUCGGACGCAAAGGGGAACUCAUCAAAAAGACUUGCGAAGAAACUCGUGCUCGCAUUCGUGUUCUUGAUGCUCCAAUCGGAACAGCUGAUCGAGUCGUACUUGUAUCGGGGAAGGAAGAUCCGGAGGCACCUCUUUCCCCUGCAAUGGAUGCUGUAAUAAGGGUAUUCAAACGUGUUUCCGGGUUAUCUGAAACUGAUGAUGACAGUAAUAAAACAUUAGGAGCUGCAGGGGCUGCAUUUUGUUCCAUUCGUUUAUUGGUGGCCUCAACGCAAGCUAUCAAUCUGAUAGGAAAGCAGGGCUCAUCGAUUAAAUCUAUACAGGAAAACACUGGUGCUACUGUUAGAGUAUUGUCUGGAGACGAGCUUCCAUCUUAUGCUGGUGCCGAUGAGAGGAUUGUGGAACUGCAGGGAGAAACCUUGAAGGUCCUUAAGGCUCUGGAAGCAGUAGUUGGGCACCUGAGGAAGUUUUUGGUUGAUCAUAGUGUUAUUCCCCUAUUUGAGAAGACUUGCAAUGCAACAGUCUCCCAAGACCGGCAGACAGAUGCCUGGGCUGACAAACCAUCAAUGCAUAGUGCUUCACAACCUAGCAGUGUUGCUGAUAUUCCCCUUACAACCAAAAGGGAUUCUUUCUUUGCUGAUCGUGAAAGCCAAUUGGAUUCAUUGCUCUCUUCCUCGACAAUGUCACUAUAUGGACAAGAUUCUUCAAUUUCUGGUCUUCGUUCUUCCGCAUUUAAUCGUGGCAGUGCUUCCAUUGUUACUACGGUAAUACAAACAAUGCAAAUACCACUGUCCUAUGCAGAGGACAUAAUUGGUAUUCAAGGGACUAAUAUUGAUUACAUUCGUCGCACUAGUGGAGCCAUAUUGACUGUCCAGGAGAGCAGGGUACCUGAUGAAAUCAUUGUGGAAAUAAAAGGCACCUCAUCUCAAGUUCAAACAGCACAACAAUUGAUUCAGGAAGUUAUAAGCAAUCACAACGAAGCUAUGGCUACUAGUUACAGCAGGUUAGAUACAGGUCUGAGAUCUUCUUACUCUCAAUUGGGCAGUUCAUCCUAUCCCUCGUCUUCCUUGGCCUCACAACCCUACAAUGGGUAUGGAUCUUCCGGUCUAGGGGACUAUAGUACUUUCAGACUUUAAAUUGGUCUUUUCUGGGAACACCAUCUUGAGCCAGAUUGUCCCAGUUGAGUCUGAUUGGAGAGGAUUAAUGCUGGAAUCAAUGUAUUAUGGAGCAACAAUAACAUCUUUUCUGUUAUCUGAUAUCAUCAUUUGACAGUGUAAUUUUAGACGUGGCAGAGAGUUGAGUAGUGCAAUAGAAAGUGUAAUGAAAUAUUGUUAUUAACCAUUUUCUGGAUGUUCAGUUUCGUAGUGUAAAUCUGCAUGGCUUUAAAGCUUAACCAUAGGAUUUAUAGUGGCUUUGGAACUAUAUUUUAUAUCUGUUUGUUUUUAAGUUUGCACUGCCAACUACUAUUGUCACUAUCAUUACGAUGACAAUUGGAUUGAAACAUGAUGGUAUAUGAAAAAUGAUUCUUGUGGGUAA